Messenger RNA from Telopea speciosissima, 5475 nucleotides. RefSeq names its product helicase protein MOM1-like. Lineage: Eukaryota; Viridiplantae; Streptophyta; Magnoliopsida; Proteales; Proteaceae. Gene Ontology annotation, biological process: heterochromatin formation. The transcript is spliced from 11 exons. Gene Ontology annotation, molecular function: ATP-dependent chromatin remodeler activity; ATP binding. The annotation marks the transcript as partial. The record is from RefSeq and is a predicted model, not a curated record.
GAGCAGUAUAUGAAGGUCAUAUUAUUUAUCAUGUCCUUGCAGUCUGAUGUAUGGCGCCCUUCCCUCAUUGUCUCAAGUGCUCUUUCUGUAUGGGAAACUCAGUUCUUGCGUCUAGCACCAUCUAUCAAUGUUGUUGUCUAUAGUGGGAACAGUGAUGUCCGGAAGAGUAUCCGUGCACUGGAAUUUUAUGAGGAAAGUGGUUGUGUAAUGUUUCAAGUCCUCCUGUCUACUCCAGAUGCUAUUGUUGAGGAUUUGGAAGUUUUAGAAUGCCUAGGAUGGGAAGCAUUGGUAGUUGAUGACUGCCAACAGUCCCGAGUGUCAAAAUAUUGUGAGCAAAUGAAAUGUUUAUCAACUGAUUUUAGGCUUCUUGUUGCCAGUGGUCAAAUAAAGGAUAGCCUUGCUGAUUACCUCAAUCUGCUGGCAUUUCUUGAUUCUGGGGUUGAAGGGGCCAGCCCUGAUGGUUUGAAGGUUGAUUCCAGUGAUAAUAUUGGUAAACUGAAAGAGCGCUUGACACAGUUUGUUCCAUUUGAGUGCAAAUCUGAAUCUUCUAAGUUUGUAGAGUAUUGGGUUCCUGUUGAGCUUUCCAGCGUGCAGCUUGAGCAUUAUUGUUUUACUUUAUUUUCAAACGAACUGUCUCUUCGAUCAUGUUCAAAGAACGAUUCUGUUGGGACCCUUCGUGAUAUACUUAUUUCUGUGCGGAAGUGCUGUGACCAUCCCUAUCUUUUGGAGCCUUCUUUGCAAAGCUUGCUUACUAAAGGUCUUCCUGAGGUGGAGUAUUUGGAUGUUGGAAUAAAAGCAAGCGGCAAGCUGCAACUUCUUGACAAGUUUCUUCAAGAGAUAAAAAGGCGUGGCUUAAGAGCACUGAUCCUUUUUCAGUCAUUUGGUGGAUCUAGGCUUGGAGAUAUUUUGGAUGACUUUCUGCGGCAAAGAUUUGGGUUAGAUUCUUAUGAACAUGUUGAUGGAUUGGUCAGUUCAAAGAAGAAGCAAGCUGCCGUCAACAUGUUUAACAAUAAGGAGAGAGGGAGAUUUGUGUUUCUGUUAGAAAAUCGUGCUUGCCACCAAAGCAUUAAACUUUCAUCAGUGGACAUUAUUAUUUUGUUUGAUAGUGAUUGGAACCCACUGAAUGAUUUAAGAGGCUUGCAGAGGAUCCAUAUUGAUUCACAGCUCGAACAGCUAAAAGUAUUUCGUUUAUAUACAUCUCGUACUGUUGAAGAAAAAAUUCUAAGUCUUGUAAAACAAGAUAUAUCUCUUGAUAGCAAUAUACACAAUGUAAGCCAUAAUACUUGUCAGAUGCUGCUUAUUUGGGGUGCCUCCUAUCUAUUUGGUAAAUUGGAUGGGUUCCAUGGUGGUAAUACCUCACCUUCAUAUUUAAAUAUUUUGUCCAAUGAGCCAUUUAUGAAUGCUGUAGUGGAGGAAUUAUUAAUACAUUUACCCCAAAAUGCUGAAAACAGUGGAAAAAACAACUGUUCAUUCAUUUCAAAGGUUAAACAAAGUGGUGCAACCUAUUCAAGGGAUAUUCCUUUACUUGGAGAGAGUGAAAUGCAGUUGAGGGAUGAAGAGCCACCCCAUGUUUUUUGGACAAAAUUACUGCAGGGAAGGUAUCCUCGCUGGAGAUAUUUGUCUGGAUCGUCGCCUAGGAUACGAAAAAGAGUGCAGUAUUUUGAAGGGUCACCAAGAAAAUCAGGCGUUGUGGGUGAUGAAGCUAUAAAGAAGUGCAAGAAAGUAGCUGACAAUACCAUCAAUCCACUCUCUCUGAAGCGUUGGAUAGAAGACAAAAGAAAAUUACUUUCUGAGGGCAAGGAAGGAACAUCUGGAGCUCAAGCUGGCAAUGGGUCUCAAUCUUUGCCAAUAUCAGCUGUUAUGAGUGAUAAAAAUCAUGUGUGUUCCAUGCCUAAUGAAAUUUCAAGUGUAUCAGGAACGAACUUAGUUGAAUCUACAAAAAGAAGAAAACUACGUGAUGCUCAGAAGAGUCUCCAUCUGUUACUGAAGCCAGAGAUAUCAAAACUCUGUGAAAUCCUAAAUCUUCCUGGGUGCAUCAAGGUUAUGGCUGGAAGGUUUCUUGAAUAUAUAAUGAAUAAUCAUCAUGUCAAUAGAGAACCAGUGGCCAUAUUACAGGCUUUUCAGAUCUCUGUGUGUUGGACAGCUGCUGCUUCUUUUAAACACAAGAUUGACCACAAGGAAUCACUUGCACAUGUAAAACAGCUUUUGAAUUUUGAAUGCAAGGAGGAAGAGGUUGAAUUUAUUUUUUCAAAAUUGUGGAUGCUGAAGAAAAUGUUUCAUUCUGUAGAAGAUAGUUCACCUAAAAUGAAAAAUGUUUCAGAAAUCCUUCUGUGUGCUAGCUCUUCCCAAUCAAUGACAUCUGCCCAGGAAGAGUUUGGAGGAGAGAUCAGAGAUAGCUCUCAGAGUUGUAACUUUCCUCAAUAUGUUCCUGCCAAGCAGGAACAGGCAACUGAUUUUGAUAAAACUAGUUGGUCAGAGAAGAAUGAUUUCCUGAAUAUUAGCCAAUUUAAGAAAAUUUGUGCCAAGAGGAUAAAGAAGCUCCUUCAGAAGCAACAGGAAGAAGUUCAGAAAUUCAAUGAAAUCAGGCAGAAGGAAAAAGCAAAGCUGGAGGAAGAGUUAACAUUGAAGUUGGUUCUUAUCCACGCGGUAGAUGAACACAUCUCCAUUAGAUUAGAUAAGAUGAAGAAGGCAGAGCAAGACCAUGCAAAGAAGAUAGAAGAGAACAAUCGGCGUUGGGAAGUACUCAGGAAAAAUCUUGAGGCUUUGCAGCUGGUGGCAAGGAAUGGGGAGCAGCAGAUGAAUGCUCAUUGGUUGGAGCAAGCCAAGUCUGGGAAAUCAGUUGGGCCAUUUGCUAAUCUUCCUUUGCCGGUUUCUGGGUUCAGGUUGGAAGAAAUGAUGGCUUGUGAGGGGGGUGCCACCCAAAUUUCUGGGCCUCCUUCAAAAAAAUCUGAUCCUAACAUUACUUUUCCAACCAAGCCAGGUGAGGGUCUACCAUCUAGAGUAACAAAAACUAUUCCAAAUAAAACCACAGAGGGCAGUGGAAUGGAUGCUACUCUUAUCAUGCAGCCUAACAGAGAGGAUGGUGUAAUGGAUGCUACUGUCGUCGUUCAAUUUAUUGGGGACAGUAACAGAAUGGGUGCUAUGCUUGACAGGCAGCCCAAUAGAGAGGAUGAUGGAGUGGAUGCUACUGUUGCCAUGCAGUCUAAUGAAGAUAGAAACAGAUUAGAUACUACACUUGACAUGCAGCCUAGUAGGGUGGAUGUUCGAGGUGGUGCUAAUAGUCUUGACAUGCAGUCUAAUGAAGAUAAAAGUGGAUUGGAUGGUACAAUUGCCAUGCAUUCUGUUAGAGUUGACAAGGGAGUAGAUACUACAGUUGCCAUGCAGCCUCAUAAAGACAAUGAAAUGGAUACUACUUAUAGCAUGGAGUCUUGUAGAGAGGACAAUGCAAUGGAUGUUUCAGCCUCAAAAAGGGAAAUUCUUGCUGGAGAUGAGCAACACAAUAGGGCAGACUGUUCCAAUAGUUCCUUGGAGCCAACUCAGAUUGACUCACAUUCUAUGGCUCAGCCACAUGUUACAACUGCCCAGAACAGUUCAUCGGCAUUGGAUGUGUUACCUCAUGUUGAGCAUUGUGAGCCACCCACAGAAGCUGCAGUGCUAGAUGAAGCUGCGCCAAGUUGUGAAAUGCAAAAUACUCCUGAACAUGUCCAGGUUCCAUCACAUCAGCCAGCUGAUGUUUUACCUUCUGAUGAAUCUAAUCAUGAUACAUCUGUUAUGGAACCUGUUCAACAAUUGCCACUGCUUUUGUCUGUGGACCCACCCUCUACUGCAUGUGAUCAACAAGAUGAUUCUGUAAUGGGGACCUGUCAUGUGACAACUAAUGAGGACCAUACUUCCUACCAACAGGCUCAAAUUCAGGAACCACUAAUGGAAAAUCCAGCGGAGUCAUCUAAUCACUCUGAUUCUACACCACCGGUUGAGGACCAUUCUGAGCCAUCUCACUCUCUUCCACAACCCAUUGCCCCUUGGCCACUGCACCUGCCUGUGGAAAGGCCUUCAGUUGGAAGCGGGGCAUUACCAUCAGACACUAGCAUGACCACUAUUCCAGAGUCAAGUAAUUGUCCACAAAUUAUACAUUUAGUUGGAAGCGGCACAUAUUUGUCGGUUACUGGAGGUGUGGGGACUGUUCCAGAAUCCAGCAACCAUCCACCACAACCAACGGCUGUUGCAACCCAAACGUGUCAGCCAGGGAACUGUGAUCCACUUCAACGUGAAAUAGAAAGAUUACAGAAGGAAAAGGAGCAGACCAUCAAAUUCCAUGGAGAUCUGAAAUUGCAGCUCGAAUCUGAAUGCGAGAAGGAGUUAGAAGAUGUUCAUAGGAAGUAUGCUGCUUUGCUUCAAGAGGCUGAGAGUACACUGGUGCAGAGGACAAAGGCAUUGGAUGCAAACUACAACAACGUUUUUAUGAAUAAGAUGUUGGCCCAUGCAUUCAGAUCCAAAUUUAGUGGGCAAAGGGCAUCUGGGGCACAGGGACAGCAGCAAGGGAUGCCUACUAGUUUCAUGCAGCAGUUAUUUCAGCUGUCAUCACACCAACAUGCUCGGAGGCCUACCCCUUUGUGUAGUCCACCAGCGGCUCCACCAUUGCAGGUGGUUCACCAUUCCUCUGCACUUUUCUCUAGUAACCCUGCCAGACAACACAUUAGCCCUGUUGUUCCUUCAGCAGGGAACUUUCAAGUUGCCAGUGAACAACGGGCCCCAGCCCCUAACGUUCGGCCCUUCAGACCUUCCACAUCCAUGUCAGCACCCAAUAUCCAGCCUCUUCCUCACACCAUUCCCAGUCAGCAAGAACUUGGUAAUGCUGCUUCCACUUCUUCCAUGGUUCCUCAGCUUGCCUCCCGAGUACCUACCCAUUCAUCUGGGCCUUUUAGCAGGAGCAAACGACUAGAAAGUGCAGGAGAGUUGGCAGAUUUCAGUAGCCCUUCUUUUCCUGUUUUGGAUCUGCUAUUGGAUGUCAGCAACCAGGUUGGUGUGAACCCACCAAGUCUAUUACAGCCUCUUCCAGAUUUGGGUCCGACCUUGGAUGCAUUGGACCCAUCUGAACUCACCACAUAUGGAAGUUUACGAGGCACUGCUGCACGUACUGGUCCAGCAGCAGAUGUUUGCAUUUCUGGUAAUAACUAAUCGGAGGAUGAUAAAUUUUGUGCCAAGAUAAUGGUACGCAUGGAAGGUGAAGAGGCCUCAUUUUGUGUCUUUCAUUUUGGGUAAAAGAGGCCCAAAUUUUGUAAUAUAUUGUAACAUAGUCCCGGUAUUGUACUCUUCAGCUGGUCCCUGAAAUUAAUCUACAAAUUUUGCAUUAAAUGGAGCUUAUGAGGCAGUAAUCGCCAGGGAUGAACUGCAGAAGUUCUUCUCUGGGAACUUGCAGUUCUUAAUUCUGUGAAUGUCCUACUCUAUGGUGUGAGCUGUAUAAUUACAUUUCUU